AUGCCAUCGUUUUUCUGCAUUCCAUUAGCAUGUAACCGCCAGAUAGACUCGCUUGAUCGUCGCCAAAACAACCUUCAGGCUGUACCUCAUGAUAUUGAUCGUUAUCGUGGACUCGAAGAACUGCUGCUUGCCAUGAAUCACAUCAAAGAAUUGCCAAAGACCCUCUUCCGACUCACGAAGCUCCGUUUACUGGAUCUCAGCGAUAAUGAUAUUUUCUGCGUUCCUCCUGAAAUUGCUUCACUAUCCAAUCUUGUAGAGUUGAACCUUAGCAGAAAUGAUAUUUCCGACUUGCCCGAGCAACUGAAGGAGUGUAAGAUGCUUAUGAUUCUGGAUCUUAGUUCAAAUCCUAUUACGCGGUUACCUGAUACAAUAGCCCACUGUGUGUCGCUGACUCAUCUUGGUUUGAAUGAUGUGUCGCUUACUCAGCUUCCUGUGGAUAUAGGACAGUUGAUUAAUCUUCGUUCACUGGAAGCUCGGGAUAAUCUUAUCCGAACGUUACCAACUAGCAUUACCCACAUGAAGAACCUGCAGGUCAUUGAUCUUGGACAGAACGAGCUAGAUCAGUUGCCAGCAGAAAUGGGUUGUUUGGAAUCACUACGGGAGCUGUACGUGGAUUCAAAUGAUUUGGAAAGUCUUCCCGAACAAUUGACAAAGUGCAGUUACUUGGAACAGCUAGAUGCAAGUGAGAACCGUCUUUCUAGUCUGCCAGAAGAAAUCGGAGAUCUCUCGCAGUUAACCGAUGUGAAUUUGGCGGACAACGAACUGCAAACUAUUCCAAAUUCCAUAGGGCGAUUAAAAAAGUUAACUAUCCUCAAGUUGGAAAAGAAUCACAUUCACCAUCUGACUCAGUCAAUUGGUAGCUGUGAACAGUUAACAGAGCUGUUUCUGACUCAUAAUUUACUACAAGAAUUGCCGUCUUCUAUCGGAAAUUUGAGAAAUUUGAAAAAUUUAAAUGUAGAUCAGAACAAGCUUGCCGCUAUACCUUCAACAAUUGGGGGUUGCGCAUCAUUGACAGUGCUGUCCUUGAGGGAAAAUGAGAUUACUGAAAUUCCUAUGGAUAUUGGGAAGUGUGAAAAGCUGACUGUACUAGAUUUGUGCAACAAUCGGCUAAGUCAUCUCCCAUUCACGAUCAAUGUUUUAUUCAAACUGCAAGCGUUAUGGCUGAGCGAAAACCAAUCACAAGCGAUGUUGAAGCUUCAAGUCGAACGGGACCCACGUACCGGUGUGAAAGUACUUUCAUGUUAUUUGUUGCCACAGCUGAGCGCUCAUCCUCAAAACGAUCGCACUGGCCAGAACCGUUCUUUUGUUGGUGGGCCGAAGGUGCAUUUCCCUGAUCAAGAUGCUACCGUUGAUGAAGACAAGUUGCCCAUUGGACAGUUUGAACGGCAUGACACUCCACAUCCAAAGCCGCAGAAGUUGAAGAAGAGCAGCAUCGAUGGACAUGUGAUACAUCAUGAUGGACAAAAUCAGAACCAGCCGGCUACAUUGGUUCUCUCAAAGAAACCAGCGGCUGGAAUGGAUUCGUCGCCUACGGGGGCUCCACAACCUGCACCACGUUCAGCACUCAAAUUCCAGAGUGUUCCACCAACAGAGUACGAACCAGAGCACAACGUACCAAUUGCAGAACCGCAAAUACAAGAACGUGUUCAGGAGAGAUCCACCGUGCUUUCUCCAACUACAAUGUCACGAGAUGGUGUACCUCGAAAGAUCACGAUCACUCGCGAUGCAAAUGGCCACUUGGGACUCUCCAUUGCCGGAGGUUUGGGGAGUACUCCGUUUAUAGACGGAGACUGUUCUUUGUUUGUCUCGCGAAUCACCCCUGACGGACCUGCCGAUAUUGCUGGACUUCGCGUUAAUGACAAAUUAAUGAAAGUUAACGAUGUAGAUGUAACGUGCGCAUCACAUGAUGAAGCUGUACGCGCUAUGAAUGAGCCUAGUGGCUUCGUCGAACUAUCAGUUCUGAGGCGGGAAAGUGCUGCACCUAGCUUCGUGAGAUCACCAGAGCAAUCAUUGGACGUCUCUUUUAUCACCGACCCUGGAGACUUGCCGAUGCAUAAUCGGGAAACGCUCAGUGUGACGUUGAAGCGGGAUGGCUCUGGUUCUCCAGGAUUUGCUGUUGCUUCUUCAUAUGCAGGAGCGACUGACGGUCUAUUUAUUAGCUACAUUACACCAAAUGGACCGGCUAGUUGUCAAGGAAAGCUAUGUGUUGGUGAUCGAGUGGUUUCUAUUAAUGGGACUCGUUUAAAGGGAGUCCGCCAUGAUCAAGCCGUGGCAUUGCUUACGGGUAAUCCGUUUGAGGAUGUAUAUAUUACAGUAAUGCGCGACUUUAUUCCACGCGUGUCACCUCUUCCUUUACCAUCGACACCCCUCAUCACCUCAUCUCCUACUACACAUUCUCCUCAGCCUCAUCCCGAGAAUGUAAUAAAUAAGUUCCCUUCCGCUAGUCUCUUACCACCUAGUCAAAAUGCUGAUACUUCUUCGUGGGAUGGAACAACAGAGGAGGUUAUCCUCUUGAAAGAUGGGAAAUCUCUUGGGCUUUCGAUUGUUGGCGGCUGCGACCACUCAAGUCAUCCAUUUGGUGUGGACAGGCCAGGAGUCUUUAUUAGCAAAAUUGCUGCAAACUCUCCUGCUGCAAGAUGUCAACGUCUUCGCAUUGGUGAUAGAAUUCUCGAAGUAAAUGAGAGAGAUAUUCGCAAAGCUCAUCACAUCGAGGCCGUUGAGGCUUUGAAACAAAGUGGCCCGCGUGUCGUUCUGUUAGUCACUCAUGAGCCACAGCCUCCUGGUAUGAGAGUGAUCGAGGUGUCUCGAAAAGAUGGGCAGUCUCUAGGUAUUUCAAUUCAUGGAGGUGUUGGCAAGCCGGCUGCUAAUCCUGCAGACGAAAGAGACGAAGGAAUAUUCAUUGAGAAGGUGGAGCCAUCUAGCGUUUGCCACCGUGCCGGUCUCCAAGUUGGGCAUCGUCUUAUCGAAGUGAAUGGAGAUUCUCUGCUAGGCUGUGAUCAGUCCGAGGCGGCUGCGAUCCUCCGUGCCUCCAAUGAACUGCGCAUCCUUGUUUGCGAUGGAUAUAACAAACCGACCGUGCCCCGCAUCGAUGACAGGACGAUUACGUCGUCGCAGUCAUCCUCGAGCAACGUGCUAGUGGACGAGAACAAGCUUGUGUCAACUUCCUCGAUUUCAACUGUCGCUAACACUUCUAUUCAAAAUGGUGAACAUCACCUAGAAGCAUCUCGAUUCGACGACCCUCCUCUGGCUUCGUCCAGCCCCUUGCCCUCGACUCCACUGACUUCUGCUCCUGCUUCGAAAGCUACUCGGAUUCCACCUGCCGUUGCACCGAAACCGACUCUUCGUAAUUCUCAGUUGCAAAAUGUGCCGAUAGUUGGUGAUCUCACACAACCGGAAAAACUCACUUUUGCUUCGAAAGUGAAAAACUUUGAGAGAGAAAUCGAAGUACAGAGACUGGCUACGAAACAUACUUCGGCGAGUAGCUUACCAUCUCCAGCUAUGAAACCACUUAUCACUGACAAUGACGUACUGAAAAUGAAGGAAGAGGAAGGACGAAGAAGGGGAACUGCUAAUCGCGAAGCUGUAAGCCCUCUAGAAAGUGGAGCUGGAUUUGAAAAAAUGCUUGAUGACUGUGUGAAGUCAAAUAUUGGGAGCAAUCUUAGGAAAAUUGACAACUCUUCACCUUCUUCACAUUUGAUCAACUCUGAUACUCCUCUGAACGAAGUGGAAAGGCGGGCGAUGGAACAGCAAAGGCGGAGUGAAUGGCGCGCAGCUCGUUUGCGAAGCCUAGAUCAAGAGAGGGCAGAAGCAGAUGCCAUUAUGGAUCGUUUGCAACUAAUCUCAUUACCUGCAAUCGGUGAGGAUGUAUGUGUUCCUCCAUCGGAGAGGAUACUAAGCAAUGAUAUCUCAGUUGAAAGAAGUAUGGUUGUUGACGCAGUGACUGGAGAACGUACGGUUACGGUUGUUGAAAAGAGUGUAACGAAGAGAGAGAUUGAUGUCGCGUUAGCCGGAGGUGAAAUAGAUUAUGCUGAUAAAUGA
Messenger RNA from Necator americanus (New World hookworm), 4038 nucleotides. RefSeq lists its product as uncharacterized. Gene Ontology annotation, biological process: neurotransmitter receptor transport, endosome to postsynaptic membrane; embryo development; establishment or maintenance of epithelial cell apical/basal polarity. The transcript has 34 exons. Bases 1 to 4038 code for a protein of 1345 amino acids. Gene Ontology annotation, cellular component: postsynaptic membrane; postsynaptic density; adherens junction. The record is from RefSeq and is a predicted model, not a curated record. NCBI's taxonomy places the organism in Eukaryota, Metazoa, Nematoda, Chromadorea, Rhabditida, Ancylostomatidae. Gene Ontology annotation, molecular function: protein binding.